AUAUGUGGAGGAGACGUUUACACAUUGACAUUCAAUUCAGACAAUACACUCUCUUGACUUUAAUUAGUUUAAUGUCUACCCUUUCGGUCUGGAACGUAAUUACAAGUUGUGAUUGAUGAAAGAAAGAAAAAAAGAAUAAUCUUUAAAAACAAUCUUAGGGAUGGACCGUCUUGAAAUUUAGUAUAAAUUGAGAACGUUGGAGAUGAGAUAUCAUCUUCCUUCCUGAUCGCAGAUAUAUCAAGUCUUCUGUUAUUUGUCAGAUAUAAUCUGAAAGAAUCAAUCAACCACAAUGGCCAAGGCUCUGUUCUUCGUUCUUGCUUGCGCCCUCAUCGUCGCCGCCCUCGCCGACUACGAAAUGAACGACGAUACCCUUGAGUUCUUUGAGACCGAGAAGAGGGGUAUGGGAAGGAACCUCAAGAAGUACAAGUACUGUCAACAGUACAACAUGGACUGCUGGUGUAACAGGCGCAACGACAAGGUCGUCUUCUGUAACGGAGCCGGAGACGGAAACGGAAUCUAAAGGCUUAACCACGAUACUCGAUUCCGAUAAUUUGACAUCAGGUAUACCUCCGAUACUUCAAACUGCAUCCCUUCUCCAACGACGUCAACUUCAUCACUCCACUCUUACGUCAACUUAAUUUAUGAUACAGAGAAAUGUUUCAAGAAGACACUCCAUAAAUAACUCUAUUUUCUCAAAUUCUUGUUAAUACUCAAUAAAUGCAUUUUUAAAUACA
Molecule: messenger RNA, 734 nt
Organism: Lytechinus pictus (painted urchin)
Lineage: Eukaryota; Metazoa; Echinodermata; Echinoidea; Temnopleuroida; Toxopneustidae
Exons: 5
Coding region: 290-520 (76 amino acids)
Source: RefSeq, a predicted model, not a curated record